This is a messenger RNA of Salvelinus namaycush (lake trout), 2232 nucleotides long. RefSeq names its product PHD finger protein 21A-like. The record is from RefSeq and is a predicted model, not a curated record. The transcript is spliced from 16 exons. Lineage: Eukaryota; Metazoa; Chordata; Actinopteri; Salmoniformes; Salmonidae. Gene Ontology annotation, cellular component: histone deacetylase complex. The coding region runs from base 25 to 2232 and encodes 735 amino acids. Gene Ontology annotation, biological process: negative regulation of transcription by RNA polymerase II. Gene Ontology annotation, molecular function: chromatin binding.
CUGAGCUUCCGACAGAAAGGAUCAAUGAUGGAAUUACAGACCCUCCAAGAGGCCCUGAAAGCGGAAAUACAGGUUCAUCAGAAACUAGUGUCCCAGAUGAAGCAGGAUCCACAGAAUGCUGAUUUGAAGAAGCAGCUCCAUGAACGUCAAGCCAAGAUCACAGCGCUGAGUGAGAAGCAGAAGAAGGUGGUGGAGCAGCUGAGGAAAGAGCUGCUGGUGAAACAGGAUCAUCCGGAGGUCCAGGCCCAUCAGCAGCCCCAGCACCCAGUGCAGCCUGAUGGGAAGGCCUCUGCCCUGCCUAACCUCCACACCCCACCCUCCCUGCCCUCGCCUGACAAACUGAGCACGCCACAGAACACGAUGACGAUCACCCCGGUCAUCGCCACUAAGACUCUACCUCUGGUACUGAAAGCUGCCACCGCUACCAUGCCUGCUUCCGCCGUGACGCCGCGACCCUCCGUCGCCAAGGUCACAGCCAUCAGCAACACGCCCAAGGCCAGCAUAGGUCACCCUGACUCACUGAGUGCACCUAUCAACCUUCAGACAUCCAGCAAGUUGACCCAUCAGGGAAUGGAGCCGGUUCGGAUAGUCUCCAAGAACACUAUUGUUGUGCAGGCCACUGCCCAGCCUAUCAAAGUUCCUCAGUUUAUCCCUCCGCCUAGACUGACGCCUCGACCUACCUUUCUAACGCAGGUCCGACCUAAACCAGCCACGCCUACGCCCACUUCCACGGUACCCAUUGCCCCUGCGCCCCCUCCUCCCAUGCUGGCUGCCCCUCAACUCCUCCAGCGGCCUGUCAUGUUGACCACCAAGCUGACCUCCACCUCACUGGCCUCCACCACCGGGCCCAUCCACCAGGUACGCAUUGUAAACGGCCAGCCCUGCGCCAGCAUCACCAAGACCCUGCCAUCUGCCCAGCUGACUGGCAUCGUCAUCACCUCGCCAGCCACCAUUAUGGCCACCCUGGCAACUCAUCAGACCCUUCAGAUCAGAAGCCUCAGCCCUGACACCAAGACUGUUAAAGCUCGGGGUGUUACAGAGCCGAAGACAUCGGUCAGUGCGCCCUCCUCCCCUUCACACACCGCUAGAAGCACCCCUCCACCCCUGCUGAGGAACAAGAGAGAGGACAACCCCCAGAAACGUGCUUUCAUGGUGUCCUUGGGACUGGUUACAUAUGACCAUCUGGAAGAGAUCCAGAGUCGGAGGCAGGAGCGCAAGAGGAGAACAACAGCAAACCCAGUAUACAGUGGAGCAGUGUUUGAGCCUGAGCGUAAGAAGAACGGCGUCACAUACCUGAACACUCCUCUACACCAAGGCACCAGGAAGAGAGGUCGCCCACCCAAAUACAGCAGUGUUCCUGAGCUGGGUCUUCACACCCCAACAUCCCCCACCAGCAGUCAUUCCGCCUCCCCGGCCCACCACCGGCCAGAGAGGGGGGGCUCUCACUUCCCCGUCCACCCCCACACCCUCCCUCUGCCUAGACCCAGCUCCGGGGAUGGAGACAUCCAUGAGGACUUCUGCACUGUGUGCAGGCGCAGUGGUCAGUUGCUCAUGUGUGACACAUGUGCACGUGUUUACCAUCUGGACUGCCUCGCUCCACCCUUGAAAACCAUUCCCAGGGGCAUGUGGAUCUGCCCCAAAUGUCACGACCAGAUUUUGAUGAAAGAUGAGGCAAUCCCAUGGCCUGGAACCCUCGCUAUUGUUCAUUCCUACAUUGCAUAUAAAGCAGCUAAAGAGGAGGAGAAGCAGAAACUGGUGAAGUGGAGCUUGGAACUGAAGCAGGACAGAGAACAGCUAGAACAAAGGGUCAAACAGCUGAGCCAAUCCAUAACGAAAUGCAUGGAGAACAAGAACACUAUCCUGGCCCGUCAGAGGGACAUGCACAACUCCCUGGAGAAGGUCAAGGGCCUGGUGCGUCUCAUUCAGGGCAUCAACUUCUGCCCAUCCCCUGAGGCCUCACCGCCAGCGCUCCAGACCAGCAUGACAAAUGGAGGAGCAGACUGUGCCAGUGCUGACCACACGGACGACACAAGUCCUGAGGAGCACAAGAACAUGACUAACAAUAGCAGCGACGACCUGAACAACAACGCGGACGGGGCGACCGAGGAGGAAGAGAAGAAAGAGGAAGUUAAAGAGAUUGACAACCUCAACAGCAGCAGCCUUGGCAAAACCUUUGAGCCUCCCCAGACUAUAGCACCGGCCCUUGUGGAUAUAGCAGAGGGGGUCAAAUAA